Oncorhynchus nerka (sockeye salmon) is the source of this 1615-nucleotide messenger RNA. It is a transcript of the gene armh1, whose product is annotated as armadillo like helical domain containing 1. The record is from RefSeq and is a predicted model, not a curated record. The coding region runs from base 287 to 1519 and encodes 410 amino acids. The transcript has 12 exons. Lineage: Eukaryota; Metazoa; Chordata; Actinopteri; Salmoniformes; Salmonidae.
AUAAAAAUGUUUGGAAUCACUCGUCUAAAACUGUCUGGCUAGCUUAGCUAACAAACAUACAGUGCAGAUAAUAUUCAAAUUAAUUGUUUUACAGGACAUCUUCUGACAGUACUAGCAAACCACAGUUGACCAAUUCCCUUCCUAAAAAGGCUAACUUUUUCUAGUUCUAUGGUACACUGUACCAGGUGGGAGGAGGCAACGCUGCUAAGCAACACACAACUCGAGACAGCUGUGAUUUCCAGCUUGUCGUUUUGGCAGUAUACUAACAGCAGUGUCAAAAGCAGUAAUGUCCACAAGCAAGGAACAAGCAGCUAUCAGUAAAGUUCUGAGUUUCCUUCAAGAGUGGGAUCAUGGCAACAAGACGGUGCGCAGCCGCAUGCUGACCGUGUUUGUGACUCAAAACACUGGAAAGACUUGUCCUGAGUUAGAACUGGAAUUCGCACAGGUUGCCAGUCUCUUUCUGGCUCGGCUCACCGCCUGGAUGAGGCUGACCUACAUGUUCGGAACAUGCUUAGGUCUUCAACUGAAAGCAGUUGGAGUGUUCCUCUCUGCAGCUAGCAAUCAUCGUUAUCUCAUAGAGUUCCUGGAGGUUGGAGGGGUCCUAACCCUCCUGGAGAUCUUAGGUCAGAAACAGACCAAGGAGGAGGACAAGGCAGAGGCCAUUCGGCUGCUUCAGAUAGUCUCCAACGCUGGACGCAAGUACAAAGAGCUAAUCUGCGAAAGCUAUGGUGUGAGAGCCAUUGCAGAGUGUCUGGCCAAGUCCAAGACAGAGGGGACCCAAGAGACAGCACGGGCCCUGUUGGAGUCCCUGGCCCAUGGAAACCCCAAAUACCAGAACCAGGUGUACAGAGGUCUGAUUGCCCUGCUGACCUGUAUCUCGCCCAAGGCCCAGCAACUGGUCUUGCAGACCCUCCGCAUAGUACAAGACAUAGUGAAGGAAGCCCACCCCAGCAUCGUGGGACCUCUGUUGAAUUUGUUGAGGUCCCUGCAUUUGGAGGUGCAAUAUGAGGCUAUCGAGCUGAUCACAGAUCUCAGGCAGUAUGAGGUCAGACCGGCGCUGCUCACAGGUCUCGUAGAUCUGCUCAAACCGGCAAUGGAGGGAGUGCAGACAUACAAGAUCCUGGAAGACCCAGAAAUGACCAAGAUGACUGAAUCCCUGCCAGUGUAUGUCCAACAAGCUGCGGCAGCCAAAGCUUUAAGGUUGCUUGCUCAGGGGAGUCAGGAGCUGUCCCAGGAACUGCUUCCUCUCAGAGUGGUGCACCACUUGAUCUAUGCUAUGGGAAACCAGGAGCAUGCUGACGCCCAGAGACAAGCCAGCCUGGCGCUGGAGCAUUUUGUCCGUACAUACCCAGUGGUGGAGGAGCAUGUACGCAGAACCAUGGGUAUCAAUCUGUUUGCAGCCUUCAUGCACAAACCUGAGACUUUCUACAUGACGAUGGAUGAAAUUCAAGCAGAUAUCCUGCUAUCAAAUAAAGUCAACAUUUCGGAAGUUCUGGAGCACCAGAGCUCAGAAGACUGAACCAGACAAAGUACAGGCAUGCCAUUUUGUAUAAUAAUAGUUUACACUUUAUUUUCAUGUUACAGUAAAAUAAAUCAAUAAAAAUAACAAAAAGUA